AUGUUUAGGAAUAAGAAGAAGUCUCAAGAAAGACAAAAAGGUGGCCCGAGUGAAUUUAGGAGAAAAUCUAAAUCCGUGAGAUGCCAUAACUAUCGGGGUUUCGGUCAUGUGAGGAAUGAGUGCCCUAAUGCUAGGAGAGUUGAAGAGAAGGCAAUGAAUACUACUUUAACCAAUGACGAGCCUAGCUCGGACAAUCAGAGUGAGAAAUCCACAUGUGAGGAGAAUGGAAAAUAUGUGACCUUCGUUGCUAGGGUUAAGAGUGGAUCCGAACAGGAGAGUGAUAGGGAAUGGGACUUAGAUAGUAGUGAAGAAUCUGGUGAUGAGAGUGGAAGUGAGCAAGAUCUAGAAACAGCCUAUGAUAGGAUGUAUGAGGAAAGCCUCAAGAUCUUAGCCACUAACCAGGUAAUGAGCAAGAAAGUAAAGGAGCUUAGACUAGAGAAGGAACAGUUACAGGCCCGGGUUAGUGAUCUCACCGGUAAGAAUGAGAUGUCCUCUAAGAGAAGUGAGCUAGAGUUGUCUAGGUCUCAGUUACUUGCCUUUUCUAGUAGUUCUGAAAAGCCAAAUAAUAUUCUAGGUAUAGGCAAGCCGACUGGUUAUACGGGAGGUCUAGGUUUUGAUCUGAAUAUUGCUAGUACAUCACAGACCACCUUUGUUCGUGCUACUGACCAGCCAAACAUUGUGACUAACCCCAUACCAAAUAUUGUGGGAUCUUCAGGAUGUAGGUCUACCAGACGUCAUAGGACCCGUCGGCCUAGAAAUAGAAAUCAGCGUAAGCAUAUCAUAGGUCCUAGGUCUGUCCCUACAUAUUUUCACGGUGGGGAGUUAGGUCACAUCCGCCCUAGAUGUCAUCAAUACCUGAACAAGAGUAAAAACUUGAGCCUGAAAAAGAAUAAAAAUCAGGUGUCUGUUGGUCAGAUUGGAUUCCUUGCUAAUCAAGUGAAUCGUUUGACUCAAUUGGUGACACAGUUGUCUGGAAACAAUCUCCGUUCUAGACAGGUUUGGGUGAAGAAAAUCGAUCUCCCAAAUUUGGUUAGAGGUCGCGGUGCUCUUAAAGGAAAGAGCAUUUAUAUACCUACUUGA
This is a messenger RNA of Olea europaea var. sylvestris, 1080 nucleotides long. RefSeq lists its product as uncharacterized. Lineage: Eukaryota; Viridiplantae; Streptophyta; Magnoliopsida; Lamiales; Oleaceae. The record is from RefSeq and is a predicted model, not a curated record. The transcript has 2 exons. The coding region runs from base 1 to 1080 and encodes 359 amino acids. Gene Ontology annotation, molecular function: zinc ion binding; nucleic acid binding.